This is a messenger RNA of Penicillium mononematosum, 780 nucleotides long. RefSeq lists its product as uncharacterized. The transcript has 3 exons. The record is from RefSeq and is a predicted model, not a curated record. The coding region runs from base 1 to 780 and encodes 259 amino acids. NCBI's taxonomy places the organism in Eukaryota, Fungi, Ascomycota, Eurotiomycetes, Eurotiales, Aspergillaceae.
AUGGAUGCCAAAUGUCAAGAUAAUCGCCAUGUCCUCAACUCCCUCUACCUAAAACUCAAGGACUAUCAGUCGAUAUUUCUCACUGUCGAGGACCUCAAACUUCUCGGCGUCGAAGCCUCCCGAGUGGGUAUAUUUAAUGAACAACUGCAAUUCGACCCUUGCUUCUUCCGGCCACAUCCAGAGAGAGUCCUUCACAAAUAUCCACUCGGACGUAACGAUAUUGAAAGGCUUGAUAGUCCACCAACAUUGUAUGACUUUCUAAACGAAGCGAAAAAGUUCUCUACGGAUGAAAAAGAGCAACUUACCAUCGCGAAGUCUAGCCAUAAAGCCCAUUAUGAGGAUUCCACUCAUUGUGGGUGCGAUUCCAUUGCCCUAGACGCUUAUGAACAUGUUGACUCGCACCUUACCCGACCACGAAGGAGGAAUCCAGAUGAUGAGAAAUUCCGGGACUGGUUCCAUCUAGAGUCGCUCACAGACUUCGAGUACUUUGAUUGGGAGAAAGGGCUCAAGAAAGGUGACCCACUACCGAUCCAGAUAUCACCACGAGAUAUGUAUUGGGUAGUGAAAAGCGCUUACCGACCUUGGGAUAAUGGCAACCGCGCGAAGCCACACUGCAUUAUCAACGUCUUGUCGACUGCGUAUGCGAGCGAGGAAGAUCAAAGUUUGACUCUUCAUGAGCUGAAGGCUAUUGUAAAUGUAAUGCUCCCCCCGAGUGGUUCGUGGCCGAUACCGUACAGCCGAUAUCCAUCCCCUUUUGCUCAUUUCAUACAGUGGGUUUAA